UGCCGAAAGAAAAUCAAAAAUUUGAGCUAGGACAAUAAGGCCAAUAUGCAGGGUAUUCUACAAGUUUUAUGACAAACUUAGGCAGAUGAUAGCUGCACUCAUUCUGAACAUUAUCUUCCUAUGAACCUAGGUCCUUGGUUUCGUUAGAGGAUGAAGAAGCUAGUAGAAUACCUGUGGUAUAGGACCAAGAACUUGUUUGAAAGUUACGAGAGAGGAAUAAACUGACAGAAUCUUUGGAAUGUAAGCACCGCAAGAUACAUAAGGUAUCCGGACCUUAUUAACCACUUGCUACACCUCUUCACUGGCUUCCUUACAGGGCAUUGCCGCCUUAGAAAGCACCAAAUGAGAAAAGGGUUGUCAGAAGUUGAAGAGAGCAGGGAAUGUGAUCAUCUGGUUACGAAAAGCCUAGCCAAAAAAUGCAGUGGAUGAGAAACUAGUAGAAGAUAGGAAUUAACUUCCUUCAACCAUUCCAGAUAGAGGUUAGCUGUAUAUGGUUCAGCAGUAACAUAAUAAACAAUAAAACCAAGGUCAUGAUGCAAUGUAAAACUAACUACUCAUAUUGGAGGCGAAGACAAGCUUCACUUUAGCAAAGACUCCGUCAAUUUUCAGAUUUGCAUUAAAUUACAGGAUAUUAUGCCAUGUUUUUAGGGUGUGAUCACUUUUAUUCUCUUGCAGUGGUCACAAAAUACCCGAUCAUAUGGUACACGACCGACCCUGUUGAAAGAUAUAGAAAAGAGGAUUACGUGCAAGCUAUAGACGUGUUCCUGCAGAAAUAUAAAGACGCCCAACAGAGCGACUACGUGGAUUGCGCCACGGAAAAAAAGGACAAUAAACCCUGCUACGUCGACUUGAAGUUAUUGGAAGAUUGUACCGCUGAUGGCUACCACUACACCAACUCUUCGUUGUGCUUCUUCCUGAAGUUGAACAGGCAGAAACACUGGAAGCCAGUGUUCUUCAAAAGGGAGCAAGACCUUCCGGACGAGAUGUCCCAAUCCAUGAUGGACCACAUCUUGGCCUCCUCCAACAAAGACGUCGUCUACGUCGAGUGCCUCGGACAGAACUAUUGGGACAACGAGCACAUGGGAAAGAUAACCUACUAUCCUAAACAGGGUUUCGACGGUGCCUAUUUUCCGUACGGGGGCGAAAGCGGCUAUUUGGCGCCCUUGGUGGCGGUCAAGAUGGACGAAGUCACCACCGGUAUCGUGAUACACAUCAAGUGUACCGUCUGGGCGAAAAACAUCGAGACCAGAUUGAACCAUUUCCAUCUCAAAGUGUUUGUCGAUAACACGUUGCCUUAUUGAAUAAAAGCGAUAAUUAAAACUCGAA
This is a messenger RNA of Harmonia axyridis, 1326 nucleotides long. RefSeq names its product sodium/potassium-transporting ATPase subunit beta-2-like. Gene Ontology annotation, cellular component: sodium:potassium-exchanging ATPase complex. The transcript has 2 exons. The coding region runs from base 639 to 1301 and encodes 220 amino acids. Lineage: Eukaryota; Metazoa; Arthropoda; Insecta; Coleoptera; Coccinellidae. Gene Ontology annotation, biological process: intracellular potassium ion homeostasis; sodium ion export across plasma membrane; potassium ion import across plasma membrane. The record is from RefSeq and is a predicted model, not a curated record. Gene Ontology annotation, molecular function: ATPase activator activity.